Molecule: messenger RNA, 920 nt
Organism: Olea europaea var. sylvestris
Lineage: Eukaryota; Viridiplantae; Streptophyta; Magnoliopsida; Lamiales; Oleaceae
Exons: 2
Coding region: 40-729 (229 amino acids)
Source: RefSeq, a predicted model, not a curated record
GUACACCAAACUGCAGCACAAAACCCAUAAAACGUUAACAUGGCUAACUCAAUUACACUGUGUCUUUGUUUCUCUUCCUUGGCAAUUCUAGCCACCAUUCAAGGAAUCCAUGCAGUGGACUAUACAUUUACAAACACUGCAGCAAACACUCCUGGAGGUGUUAGAUUCACUAAUGAGAUUGGGGAACAAUACAGCAUCCAAACGCUGGAUGCAGCUACGAAUUUCAUAUGGAAAAUCUUCCAACAAGACACGACUCCGGCCGACAGAAAAAAUGUCCAGAAGGUGAGUUUAUUCAUCGAUGAUAUGGACGGAGUUGCGUAUGCCAGCAACAAUGAGAUUCACGUCAGUGCAAGAUACAUACAGGGUUAUUCUGGUGAUGUGAAAACGGAGAUCACUGGAGUUUUGUAUCAUGAAAUGACUCACAUCUGGCAAUGGAAUGGAAAUGGUCAAGCUCCAGGAGGUCUUAUAGAAGGUAUAGCUGAUUAUGUGAGGCUGAAGGCUGGUUAUGCACCAAGUCAUUGGGUUAAACCCGGGGAAGGAGACAGGUGGGAUCAAGGUUAUGAUGUGACCGCACGAUUCUUGGAUUAUUGCGACAGUCUCAGAAGUGGAUUUGUUGCAGAACUUAACAAGAAAAUGAGAGAUGGUUACAACAACACCUACUUCGUUGAUCUUCUGGGCAAGACAGUAGAUCAGCUCUGGAUGGACUACAAAGCAAAAUAUAAUACCUAAUUAAUUAGAGGAAUAUUAUAUGUUUUGGGGCUUUCAAUUUCCAAUAAUUAAUAAAGAAUAAUCUGUUUCCAGAAAAGAAAAAUUAUAUAAAGAAUAAUCUCAAGCCCUUGCUAAUAGUGCACUGCUGUGAUUUCCAAUGUAUUAAAUUGUUUUAAUAAAAAAUAAAAUAGUACUAUUACAAUAUUUCUCUA